AUGGCCCUGCCCUUGUUUAAGCAUGAGUUUGGUACAUGCUGGCCAUCCAAGGGUGGCAUCGCACUUCCAAAGGUUCAUAAUGCCCUGCGUGAGUUCCUUGGUAUCGGCCGCUACGUCUCCAGUAUUCUGCGGCCUAAAAUGUCAACAGAGGCUAAAGACGCCUUUUGCAGCCAGAUCCGAAAACUUGGUGCUCGCUGGUGGGAAAGGGAGAAUGAUGACGGAGAUGACUGCCAUAAGGCUCAAAGUAACGGUUAUACUUGCCGAGACGUCAAAGUCCUAUAUGUCGGCUGGCCAGCUUCAGGCGGUGUCUGGGUGCUUCACACAGAUAUCUGGAACGCGUCGGAUAAUGGGUAUGGCGUCAUCUACAACUCUCUCAACAUGUAA
Messenger RNA from Trichoderma atroviride IMI 206040, 384 nucleotides. RefSeq lists its product as uncharacterized. The record is from RefSeq and is a predicted model, not a curated record. Lineage: Eukaryota; Fungi; Ascomycota; Sordariomycetes; Hypocreales; Hypocreaceae.